AUGGGUGCCCCUAACCACAACCUGGACGCUCUCGAGCAGCGUCGCCUCACUCUUGAGGAUAAUAUACUUCAGUUGCAGAAGUCUUUGUACCACUGGCGCAACUGGGAAGCGGAAUACGACGGCUUCCGCGACGCGAUUACCGAUCUCGACAAUGACGCCACCACGGACGAUUUCGUUGCUGCUGGCCGUGAACUUGGAGGUGAACUCGUUAACGACGAGGAAGUUCAAGCGAUUAUUGGAGAGAAGCAAGGUGCAUUGAGGUCUCGCAGACAAGUGAUCGAUCUUAUUGGAAGACGGAUCGACUAUGUCAAGCAGAAUGUGGCCACCAUGGAGAAGAGGCUGAGGACUGCCGAAGAUGAACUUUAUGCGCUGGACUCAAGGGAUACUCCAACGGACGGUGGUGCAUUUCCCGUGAGGGAGAUCAUGGAGGAAUUAGACGAGGAUGGCAAUGUUGUCUCCAGCUCGAUCAACACCCCCGGUGACCAGGCUUCGCAGCUUCUGGAGACCUUGAAGAAGGCCGGUGUCGAGAACAUUCCCGAGAAUGUUACUGCUGCUGCUACAUCGGGUGAGGCUUCCAACGGGGUUUUGGCUUCUGCGCCAGAGCAGAAGGCAGACAAAAUGGACACAGAUGAGGAUCGAUCUGAAUCAACCACCACUUCGGAUGGCCAGCACUUGGAAAACAACGGCACCUCUGCACAGGAAGAAGAAAUCGACCUCUCAAAACCAGUGUCCCUGGUGACACCCGAAGAUCGCAAGCAACCGCCCGUCACUGACGUUGACGAGUCCCCCGAGGAAGCCAGACUGCGCCGAGAGAUGCUGCAAUACGGGAUCGAUGAAGUUGGCGCGAUCGUCGCGGAACUCGAAUUGGAUGAGGAGGGAAGCGAAUUCUCCGUUGACGAGGAUGACUACGAUUUUGAUUCCGACGAGGAAGAUGAAGACGAGUUUGGCCGCUCACAAACUGUCCUGUCCGAGGAUUAUCACCAGCAGAUGCGAGAGCUGGAAGCUAAGCUCAAUGCCCGGGGAAUGUAUAAUGUGGGCAAGAAUUCUCAAGGAUUCCCAGAGGAGAUCCGACAAGAUCUCGAGAAACCUUCCGCGGCAGAAUUUGCCCAGCAGAAUGCCCCGGAUAGCUCCAAAGGCAAGAAGCCUAAGAAGCGUGUUGCAUUCGCCGACGAUUUGGAUAUCGCCCCUGCGCCUGAAGCCCCAGCUGCCGAGCCAAAGACCCUUCCGCCGCAACCUGACGUUCCAGUACUCUCAGACGCCAUCGUCGAGCGUACAGAACGCACCCCGGAAGCACAGCCAGCUUCAGAAGAACGCCCUAAGAAGGUCUCAAAGUUCAGGAGCGCUCGAGCGUCAGCCACUGCCGAUGACACGACAGCGCCAUCCACCAACUCUCUUGCCUCAAAUUCCUCAAAGCCAUCCAAGUUCGCCGAGGCUCGGGCGCGGAAACUGGUCAACGCUGUCCCAUCGAACACAACACCUGAUCUAUUCCCCGCCACUCCUCAGGAACCAAAGCCUUUCUCUGCGCCAAUCACGGAUGUUCCUUGGGAGCCAUCCGUUCCUCGCCCUCCUGAAGGCAAGACUCUUGCCGACAAGCUUGUCGAGCGAGAAAUUGCCCCAGGCGCAGCCGCCCCGGAGCCAAAUGAGCUGGACGAGUCCAUCCACCGCCGCGAGAUUGCCUCCGAGUUCUACAGAAUUCGAAACCGGAUGAUCCAUCAGCAGGGUGGAUUUGUCAACAACGAACAAGAAAACGAGCCCAUCGAAGAGGAGGGUCAGCCGCGGAUCAGCAAGUUCAGAGCUGCUCGCAUGCGGUAA
Molecule: messenger RNA, 1812 nt
Organism: Penicillium cinerascens
Lineage: Eukaryota; Fungi; Ascomycota; Eurotiomycetes; Eurotiales; Aspergillaceae
Product: prefoldin-like protein
Exons: 1
Coding region: 1-1812 (603 amino acids)
Biological process (GO): negative regulation of transcription by RNA polymerase II; negative regulation of phosphatase activity
Molecular function (GO): phosphatase inhibitor activity; transcription corepressor activity; chromatin binding
Source: RefSeq, a predicted model, not a curated record